UUUAUUGAGAUCGGGGUCGUAAAUCGAACAGGAUAUGACGCACAUUAUAGUGUGAAGUAAAUAAACCGAAGAUUUCACGAUAAUUUUCUUUUGUUUAGACAAUAAUUAUGUGUCUGUUUGUGACAUUUUGAAUCUGCAGCGCUAAAAUCGAGUACAUAUUAUGAGUAACUUGCGAAAUUCCCCACAGAAUGAUUCAGACAUUCGAAAUAACAAUGAAGAACUGGAAGACCUGAUCAACAAAUGCGAGAAUGGAGACGGAUCAGGACCCCACGCUCUCAGUUCUGCCGUCAGCUCCACUGUAGCGGCUGUCACUAGUAUAUUUAGAUGGUCCCCCCAACACAUCAGUAGAAAACGAUCAGCUGAAUCAGAUCAGGACUCUUUCAGCUCAGAAAGCAUGAAUUCUGAUUCACCAAGCAAACCAGGUCUUUCCAAGUUCUCGUCUGCUCCUUAUGCCCAGGCUAGCAAUGAAGAGAAGAAAGGGGACACAGAGGGAUCCACUGACUCACAUCUGAGCACCAAAAACAGCUUCUCUAAUGGCCCGGAGGUCAGGCAGCGUCACAGCUUCAACAGUAGUUAUGAUGCACACAGACAGCACACAGACCCCAGUACAAAAGAGGGGGAACAGAGAUCAAGUAGUGACAUUGUAUCCUGGGGUAGAACAUCUGGGGUCAGUAUUGACAAGGGAGAUAACAAAUCGUCUAAGUCCCAAGCCCUAAGUGGAACCAUGUCCAGGGGCAAGUCAUUGUCUUUCAGGGAAACAUCAAGUCACAACAGAACACCCACCAAAUUGAUUGAGAAGUCCGACUCGGGCAGCAGGAGCAGUUCUGAGUUUGUCCGUGCUCAUUCAAGAGAGCGCUCCUUUGAGAAGUCGUUAGAAAACAUUAUGGACAAGUGCUCAGAGAAAUCUGUGGAUUUGAAUAUCAGUCUGGAAUCUAAGAAUGGCAUGGUUAGUGAUAGCAGUCGAGUGGAGGACAAUGGCCUGUUAUCAGCGAAGAAAAGUAGUGAGAAGAGCGACAAAAAAAAGAAAAAUACUCCAUGGUACACAAUGUGGAAUACCUCAUAUAAAACGAAGAGUGAAGACUUCAGGAAGAUUUUUAAGGAUGUCAAUCGUGAGGACAGGCUCCUUGUUGACUAUUCUUGUGCCUUGCAAAAAGAGAUUUUGGUUCAGGGGAGGAUGUACAUAACACAGAACUGGGUCUGUUUCUAUGCCAACAUAUUCACCUGGGAAACACUGCUUGCCAUUCCAUGUCGUGACAUCACUUCCGUCACUAAGGAGAAGACAGCCCGCGUCAUCCCGAACGCUAUACAAGUCACCACCGAGCGGGAGAAGUACUUCUUCACCAGUCUGGCCAACAGGGACAAAACAUACAUGAUGCUGUUCCGAGUCUGGCAGAAUGCUCUCCUCGGUCAGCCAAUGCCUGCUAAGGAGAUGUGGCAGUGGAUUCAUUGUAACUAUGGGGAGGAGCUGUGUCUAGACUCCAGUGAUGAUGACUACGUGGCUCCCCCGUCUCUCAUCGAAGAACCAGGCAGAGAUGAUUGUGUUUCUCUAAGUACACUCAAUCAAGCAGAAAACACAGACUCGGAUUUCAUCCCAUCACAAAGGCUGCCUGAGGAUGACCACAAUGUGGACAUAAGCCAAGACCAAGAGAUAUUUAGCCCAGCAGUGAUUGAUGACAAUCAGUGCGAGAACGUCGCGACUGAUCAGAGCGACACCACAGAGAAUAGUGAAGUUGAAGUGAUGCUGUGUGCUGAACACUCCCACUUUGAGAGGUCCAUGUUGGAUGAGGUUUUUCACAUUCCCGUGGAAAAGAUGUUUGAGAUGUUGUUCACAGAAUCAGCUUUCUACAAUGAGUUUCAAACAAGAAGGGGCUCUAAAGACUUUACUUUCUCACCGUGGAAGGACAUUGGACAUGGCAAACAAACCCGGACGGUCAGUUACAUCAUACCCCUCAAUUACUCCAUUGGGCCAAAGUCUUCUCAGGCAGUUGAGCUACAGACCUGUCACAAGAACUCCAACCCCGGUACCUACUUCACAGUGGACACGGAGUGUUCAUGUCUCGGAAUUCCUUACGGAAACACUUUCAUUGUUGUCAACAGAUACUGCAUUUCCAAGGUCAACAAGCACAAGUCCCGACUACAGGUCACGUCGGAGGUUCGCUACAAGAAGUCGGUGUGGGGGCUCGUUAAGAGUAUGAUAGAAAAGAAUAGUGUACAAGGUUGUAUAGAUCACUUCAAUACCCUCAGUGUUCAUCUGAAGCAGGAGUCGGACAAGUGUGAAUCCACCGCACAGCAAACUCAGGCUAGCGUAAAAAGAAAAAUUCGAAAGAAGAGGGUUCGAACCCAGCACUCAACUGUCCCUGAUAUCCACAAAUUGAAACCCACCAGGCACCUGUCACUGAUAGAUAAACAGACAAGACAAGCUGUCGGCAGUCUAACUCCUCCCACCCCUGUCAGAAGUAAUGUUGCAAUACAUAAAGAGGAUAUAUCCAAAUUAAAUGCAGAUACACUGGUUAGAGUCAUACUGGUUGUAUUGGUCCUGAUGGUUAUCUUCAAUGCAAUACUGUUCUAUAAACUGUGGUCUUUGGAGACCUACACUAAUAUACUGUACUUCCCUAGACAGCACACAAUGACUGAUGAACUGAAAAAUUACCCUAAGUCUCAAGAACAAUGGAUACAGCUACUUCAACAACAGAGAGAGCUGCAUGAAAGUGAAAUUGAUAAAUGGAAGGAAAUCAUUGGCUCCUCAAUAGACCUUGUAGAUCAAAUAAAAAAGACAUUAAAAAAUGUGAAAGAUAGUUUAGAGGGCAGACUCCAAAAUUCUAACGUUUUUAGUGGAGAUGAUACGUAACAGAAAGGAAUGAAUUGUACAGGAAGACUGCAACAGCAGGUGACUGGCUACUGCUACAGGGCAUUGUGAAAGAAAUAGUCUAUAUAUUUAUUAGCUAUACUAAUUUAAGAUAGAUUGUUUAUUUUUAAAGGAAAGAGUCCAUUUUCUGUGAUUGAUAGGAUAUAAAUUAGAUUUACAUUUAUUGUCGUAUGAUGUGACUCUCAGUCAUUAUUAUGUGCUGGAUUUAUCGUAAGAUUGUCAUAUAAUGUGGCUCACAAUUGUUGUUAUUGUAAGAUUGUCAUACUCUGAUGUCAAGGGAAUUGGCUGCCUUGAUGUAUCGCUCACAAUUAGCAAGAAGCUUUAAUGAUGAUGAGCUUUGCUGAUCAAAUUAUUGUCUGUAUGUCUUUGAACAUGUUAAAUAUACACUAGCUGUUUUAUUAUUAAAUGUUCCCACUUUAGAUUGCUGUCAGAACCAUAAAGCCAUUUUCACCCAAAUUUGACACAAAGCAAAUGUAACGCCAAUCAAUAUAGAGAAUGUUUGGUGUACGUGUAGUUUACAUUGAUUAAUCUAAGAAGGAAAAUUUGAUGACAAUGUCUUUAGAGAUGGGGACUACAUGUACGUUAUGUGAUAGGUGGUGCUCCGUAAAUCACAUUAUUUACUGGUAAUUUCACAAGAUUAGUCAUUUGCAAAAACUUAGUUUUCAUGAAUAAACACGUAUAUAUAGAAGAUUUCCCCAGUGGGCAAGAAUGAUUCAUGAAAGUAAUGUCUUGUAAAUAAAUACAUCAUUGAAUCCUUGCAAAUAUAAAAUCUCAUGAAAUAAUUAAAAGUGACCUUCAGUAAUUAUGAAUGUCAUCUGUUAAAGCAAGAGGAUUAAGGUGAGCAUUGUGGCUCAUUAAUGGAGAGGGGGUAUUUGUGAUAAGUGGAGAGUAAACUCCAUCAUUUCCACCAAAUUUCUGUUUAAUCUGCUGUAUGUGUGUCUAAUCUGAUAAAAUUGAAUCAAUUUCCCUUUUCAUCCAUUUGCAUAAAUUUCAUUCCAUUAAAUAUUUUGUGUACAAGUAAGUUGGAAAAUUCAUCUGCCAGUGCACUAUACAUGCUUAUAUAUAUUAUGGGAGUAUGAAGAGUGAUAAAAAUUUCUGAAACUAGUAAAGUGAGAAAAUAUUGGGAAGCUGUUGAUAUCAGAUUUUACCCACAUAUUCAUGUAUUUUUUUCACAUGAAGAAAAUUUAAAUUUGUUGAAAAAUGUAUAGGGGAAAACAAAAUAAUAUCCUGCAAAUAAUCAGGGAUUUGUGGACCAGGUGCCUGAGUCAGUGAAGGGCUACCAUAAAACACUAUGUCAUUGUAUGCCAAAUUUUCUAUGGACCAGAGUUUGCAGAAAAUUGAAAACUACACAUUGGGUACAAAUAUAUAAAUUUGUAAAAUACUGUAGGUCUUUGAUAUGUUGAGAGUGUUCAUAUCUGACAUUUUCUGGCACCAGAAGUCAAUUGACAUUCUAGUUAAUGACACUUUUAUUAAAAAAUAUCAAAUUAUGAUCCGAGUUUGCGCUGGGUCUCCACACAUUGAUGGACAAAAGUGACGAUAGCUGAAAUUUUCUGCUCAAAUCCAAUUUUGUCCUCCUAUUUUCAUAAUUAUAGCUGAUUUCAGGUACAUUUUUAUUAUAAAAUUAGUUUUAAGGUGCUAGUUUCAGAAUUUUUUGAUUAUUCCCUAAUAUUAUGUUUUUACUGCAGAAACAUGCAGUUUGAUUCAGGGGUGAUUGAAUAAAGUUUGACGUUUAGCAAAUGUGCCUUGCUAUUGAUGUAACAGGCAUACUGUAUUAUAGUGUUUCAUAUAGACACACACACACGUUUUAUCGAACUCAAUUGGGGCUGGUAAAAAACUUCAAGAUAUCGAAGAGUUAGAGAAUUUUAGAUUAAAAUACCGGUAAGUAAAGAAAAUAUAGUUGGAAUUUCCAACACACUUCAACAUAUCUAUGGUAUUCACAAUAUUGAUGGUCAAGAUACUGAAAUUCAUUUGUGUGUGUGUGUGUGUGAAAAAAAUUAUAUAUGUAAUUAUAUUCAUAGAAGUUGAAAAUUAUUUAAAUAAGUAAAUUCACUGAGUCAUUCAUUGCCUCUUCAGAGCAUACAUUUUAUCAGUUAAAUUUUACAUGUAAUCCUGCUGUAAAUUUUCCCAAUUACCACUUGGGAUGAAAAAACCGUGGUGAAAAUAUCCCAAUAUAGUUUUCCAAAAUGGGUUCAUUAUAAGUGCAAUAAGUGUAGAUUACCAAAUGAAUGAAAUUCAUCAUGUAUAAUUCCGUGAUGUAGGUUUGACUGAAAAUGUUUAGGUUUGCAUGCUGUUUCAAUGAUUUUUAUCAUUGCCAACUAAUGUUAGAAGCCUAUAAGAAUUUAUAUAAUUUGUAAAUCGGUCUUUGUAAAAGAUCAUGGGUAUAGUAUGUUGUGUGGUUUUUCUGUGCAAUGUUUGUGUUAACCUGUAUGUUUCUGAUCUCAUCAUUGUAUUUUGUGAAAAAAAUUUUUACAAAACAACCUAAUAUGUUGAUAACAUGUAAAAUAUUAAAUACUAUUCCAUUAGAGCUUGAAAAGUAACGUCUUGUAUGCAUCAUUGAAGAAUAAAUCUUGAUGUGUGAUUCUAUUAUAAUUUAUACAGUUGGACUGUAGAAAGUAUAAUUAUUACUAUUUACAAAGUUUGUACUUGCAUUAUAAGUUGUACUAAGGAUAUACAUGCUACCAACAAACUUUUUUCUGAUAUAUUGAAUAUAUAAUAACCUUCCAUCAUGACCUUUUGAUCAAAAUGUAGUAUUUGUAUAUAUGUUAUUUAUAUACAGGUACUUCAAUUGCAUAAUGUCAAAUUGUAAAGGUAUUUUUAAAAUUGAAAUUGAAAUUAUUUCUUAAAUCUAAAACCUUCCCAUUUUUUUCAGAUAACAUUUAGAAAUGAGUAAAAUAAGCAGCUCCCAUACAAAUAAUCAUAUUGAUGUGAAUGGAACAAAAGACAUUCGACUAGAGAAUUAUAUAUGUUUUAAGUUUUGUCCUACAAAAAUCAUUAUAUGGUUAUCAAAAUUGCAUAUCCUUUGCAGAGAAAUAAACAUUUAUUGAUGUGCAAAUUCUUGUUCAGCUAUAUUUUUGUCCAAUCAAAACAAUUGUAAUAAAUAGCAUUGGAAUUUUUUCAAAAUCAGCUAAAUCAUCAUGAUACCCAUUCACACAUCAGAAUAUUUUCUGUUUGUAGCAUGUAUCCUUAGGAGAGUCAUCCACAAAUUAUAGAAUACUUUUAUUGUCUGUUAAAUCAUAAUCAAUAAAAUUUGGAGGUAAUGCCUCAAUAUUUCUGUUUAAGAGUACUCACCAAAUGCUUCAAUACUCACUGUUUGGGAGCACAUUUGUUGUAUAUGUUUUGUUAAUUUUCAGUGGCAUCAAAUUUUGUGGUUUUGCCAAAGAAUUAGCUUCAUUGAUUCCUGUAAAUAAAUUCAUUGACAAGAAGCCUGAAUUCUUUCCUCUCUAGUAAAUCCCAUACUCUAGCUGUUAAUAAUUUGAAUUUAUAUUUUGGUCUUGUUUAAUAGUGAAAAUUGAUGGUUACUUAUGAUGAUAAAACGUCUGGCUCAUACAUAUAUUUGAAUGUCCACAUUUUGUCUACAGCAAGUUUUUUUGUGAAAAUUUUACCUUAAUUGCAGGGCAGAUUCCAUUUGUUUGAGAUCGCUGUAUGACCGACGUAAGGACAAAUGAAAUAAUUAAACCAGCGAAAAAAGUAUUGUGGAACGUGUUGUUAUUGUUCUUGCCACUGUUAUGAUAGAUUGAAAUCUUCCAAAUCCUUGACAUAACUCACGAAAAUUCCUUAAAAACAUUUUACCAUGUGUACAUACAAAAUCAACUUGGGUUCUGUUUUGGCACAAUAGAAAAUCCUGAUCAUUCACACUUUUUAUUGCAUGUACGUUAUCUUUUGACAUUAUCAAAUAUUUGCAUAGUAAUGAUAUUUGCAUCUCUACAUACUGAAAAUUGCAUUUAUUUGUGUUCCAUUUUUCAUAAAGCGGCAAGAAACUUGCCAGUCUUCUAAAACUUGCGCAUUCAGCAUGUACGCCAGUGGGCCAAAAACAAGUAAAAGAUUUGCCACACACCAAUUGGCGUAUGCAGGUUUGACAAUUAAAGAAAAUACCACCACUGGUUUUUUGAUCCACCAAGUUUUUGUAAUAUUAUAUAAGUUAGAUUGCUGCAUUUUGGAUUUAACAUUCAACAACUUCAAAUUCACCCUACAUGCACCUGCAACAUUUCUCACUCAAAAACUGUACCUGUUGAAACAGUCACCCACAAUAUAACAUUCUUACUCUCAAAUUGUAGCCAAAUACAACCAAUCAGUAUUGCUAAACACUUAAGCAUAAGUGAAUCAUGAUCAGUUGAAUUGUAUUAGCAAAAUUUAUUCCAUUGUACUGGUACAUUGUGCAAUCUACCAAAAAUUUUCCAUUAAAGAAUUUUGUGUAUCCCCUAUAAUACCGUUAAAUUUAGAACCAAAAACAGUGAACCCUGUUGUCUGUCUGCAGUUAUUUUUGUCACUUUGAUCUAUGUUUAGUUCACCUUUACUCCUGAGGAUUAAAAUUGUAUAAUAUGCAAGUGCUCACAUUGUUUUCCAUAAAUAAAAGAGUUAUAUAUUUAAGAAUGAUGACAAACAUAAAUUAGAGAAUUAUGUAUCAUUUACAUUGUAGUCUGUGAACUCAACAAAAUUAAACAUGUUUAUUAUUUAAAUUUACAUGUAUUACCUAAUCUAGGAAAGAAAUUGAUAUUACAUAUUUUUCUCUCCGUUUUACAACUUUAAUCAGCAGAGAAAGGUACACAAAAUAAGCAGGGGUGAAACAGUUCAGGUGACCUACUAUUACCUGAUCACGUGACGAACUGUUUCUCGGUCACAUGAUAAACGAUUGCCUGAUUAGCAGAUUAGGUAAUAAAACAAUUAUUUCAUGCCUACUCGGACACAGUCAAAACUAUUGCCCCUCAGCCUAUGGCCUCUGACAAGUUUCCCGGGCCUUCGCCACUACCUCGGGACAAUAAUUUUGACUGUGUCCCGAGUAGGCUUGAAAUAAUUGUAUAUUGUUGAGUUUUGGCAUGUCCAUCCAAAGUGUUAAUGUUUAAAAUGUGUGUUUUUAUGUACAAGAUAGAUCAUUUAAUAAAGUUUUCAAAAGAU
Messenger RNA from Ostrea edulis (European flat oyster), 7978 nucleotides. RefSeq names its product protein Aster-B-like. The record is from RefSeq and is a predicted model, not a curated record. Gene Ontology annotation, cellular component: plasma membrane; endoplasmic reticulum-plasma membrane contact site; endoplasmic reticulum membrane. The coding region runs from base 161 to 2848 and encodes 895 amino acids. Gene Ontology annotation, molecular function: sterol binding; sterol transfer activity. Lineage: Eukaryota; Metazoa; Mollusca; Bivalvia; Ostreida; Ostreidae. Gene Ontology annotation, biological process: intracellular sterol transport. The transcript is spliced from 16 exons.